AACCAACUUGCAUUUGUUUUAAAGCGUGUUUAACUACAGAACAAGGCUUGAUGAUUUAUUGUCUUUUUUUUUUUUUCUUUUUUUUUUUUCCCCUGUCGUUUUGCUAUUUUUGUUUGAAUAUUCAUUUGGUUGUUCUUCCAAAAUAAAGCCGUCAUUUACCAUUUCUAGAUUUAGAACAUUGUUCUGUAUUUUGAGGUUUCUUAUAAUGCUUUUUUUUUUUUUUUAUCUUUUAAUUCGGCGCCGAAGGUGUUUUCCUUGAUUUAAUUUUCAGUGUUUAAAUAUUGUAAUACGUUUAAUGAGCCAAAAAUCGAUAUCGGUAGUUGCUCAUUCUAUGUCCAGUCGUAGUAGCGGUGGUUGAAUGACCCCUGUCGCGUGACCGUUAGGCUACUUCAAACAGUCCCCCACUUGACAGUGAACGUUGACUGAAGGCAGCUGAUGUUUGAAGACCUAUUGCACAACUAUCGUUUAAUCGACUAUCAUUUAUUUUAAACACUGCCAUUUACUUUAUAGUACUUGUUCCAUAAAGAGUGUCCCUCCUUACUCCGAAGAGCGAUAUAAAAAUCAGACAGAAAUGACGGAGGCUCAGGCCUUUGUGACUCUGGCCACUACAGAUUCCUAUUGCAUGGGAUGUAUAGUGGUAGGCAAAAGUUUGCGCAGACAUGGAACAUCAAGGAAGUUAGUGGUGAUCAUUUCCCCCAGUGUUUCCAAAGCAGGGAGACUGGCCCUGGAGGACGUGUUUGAUGAAGUUGUCAUGGUAGAUGUGUUGGACAGUAGAGACAAGGCUCAUCUCACCUGGCUGGGACGUCGUGAACUAGGGGUCACUUUCACCAAACUCCACUGCUGGACCCUUACACAGUUCAGCAAAUGUGUGUUCUUGGAUGCAGACACACUUGUACUGUGUAAUGUUGAUGAGCUGUUUGAAUAUGAAGAAUUAUCUGCUGCACCUGAUCCAGGCUGGCCGGAUUGCUUCAACUCUGGGGUAUUUGUGUUUAGGCCCUCCCUGAAUACCCAUAACCAAAUACUGGAACACGCCGCACAGCACGGCAGCUUUGAUGGAGGAGACCAGGGUGUUUUAAACACUUUCUUCAGUGACUGGGCAGUAAAAGAUAUCAGGAAGCAUUUACCAUUUGUGUACAACCUCUCAGCCAGUGCUAUCUACACGUAUCUGCCAGCAUAUCAGCAGUAUGGCCACCAUGCAAAGAUUGUCCACUUCUUGGGUGGGAAAAAGCCCUGGCAUCAAUCCUAUAAUCGACAGGCUGCCAGUGAGUCAUAUUUCAAGGGUUGCAAGAACUUUGAGCAAUUUAUACAUUUAUGGUGGGCGGAGUACUACAGUCAAAUCCAGCUACAAGUUAAGAAGGAUGACAAGAAUGAAGACGAUUCAGUGCAGCAGUUGGAUUCCCCGCAGACACAUCAGACUCCAUCACAAAGCCAAAAGAGCAGCACUGAAGCCCACCACAGAGAGAUGAGACCCUCUUCACCUCUCCAAGAUCUGACUUUGGACUCAUUGACAAUCAGCUCAAUUGAAAAGCCUGAGGAAAUGAAUAUUCUCUUUGAUGUCCUGUCUGGUGGGGAGACUGACGAGACCCCUAUCAGCCUUUCGUCUGAGCAAGAGAGUGAGCAAACUGAACCAGAGACUGCUGAUGAUUCGGCCGUAGACACUGGAGAAGCUAUUGCAACUGAGACAGAGCAGGAAGACUUGGAGCACCGACGCAUGUGGGAGGAAGGUCAUGCUGAUUAUAUGGGCAGAGAUGCCUUCAGCAACAUCAAGAGGAAACUUGACCUAUUCCUUGAUUAAUUGUGUGUGUGUGUGUGUGUGUGUGUGUGUGUGUGUGUGUGUGUGUGUGUGUGUGUGUGUGUGUGUGUGUAUGUGUGUGUGUGUGUGUGACAUAUCAGGACACAAAUUUGUAUAAUG
Molecule: messenger RNA, 1912 nt
Organism: Megalobrama amblycephala (Wuchang bream)
Lineage: Eukaryota; Metazoa; Chordata; Actinopteri; Cypriniformes; Xenocyprididae
Gene: gyg2
Product: glycogenin 2
Exons: 9
Coding region: 572-1795 (407 amino acids)
Cellular component (GO): cytoplasm
Molecular function (GO): glycosyltransferase activity
Source: RefSeq, a predicted model, not a curated record